AUGAGUCACUUCACCUUUCCUCCUGUCCGUCCCGCGAAAAGCGUUCCAGUUAACCUGAAAUUCCUCAGAAAAUUGCAGGAUAAAAUUCAACAUUGCAGCGGCAGCAAGUACACUGUGUGCGACCAAGAGACUGGUUUUGACACUCACGAGACGAAAGCAGAGGUUUACACAUACAUCAAAACUACAAUGGAAUUGAUUGCGGUUGCUGUUGAAUUGCAACCUCGCAGCACCUCGAUCGCGGUAGUAGCGUGA
Molecule: messenger RNA, 252 nt
Organism: Plasmopara halstedii
Lineage: Eukaryota; Oomycota; Peronosporomycetes; Peronosporales; Peronosporaceae
Exons: 2
Coding region: 1-252 (83 amino acids)
Source: RefSeq, a predicted model, not a curated record